Messenger RNA from Penaeus vannamei (Pacific white shrimp), 2388 nucleotides. RefSeq lists its product as uncharacterized. Lineage: Eukaryota; Metazoa; Arthropoda; Malacostraca; Decapoda; Penaeidae. The record is from RefSeq and is a predicted model, not a curated record.
UAUAUACCUUUGAUAUUGUUAUUCGUGUUAUCAUCACAAGUAUAUCUACUUGUCUGUGAUUGAUCGUGAUUGUUUGAAAUAUUUCAAAUGCUAUGAUGUUUUAUAAACAAAAAUCGAGCACCAGAAUGCAGUAAACAUGGCAGAAGGGGAAACUUCAGAUGACCUUCAGACCCUAAUUCGGCCGGACGAUUUAGAGGGUAUCACAGAAGAGUCGACAGGUAGUGCGGCAACUCACUCAGCUCCCUCCCUCCUCCAUGACCCUCCUCCGGCAUGGCAGCUUCCUGUACAGUGCGUGCUGUUGGUGCUUGUGACCACUGCACUUGUAAUUAUUUUGCCAGUGUAUCUUGAGUCAGUUAAUGUGGUGGGUGAUGCGUACUCAGCCCUUAUCUUCGCGGCCAUCUUCACUGCUCUUCCUGUGGUGUUAUUUGUGCAAAUCAGAUACAGUUACUUCUGCCAGUUCAUGCGUCUGGGACCCUCCUCCCCGUCCGCCAUACUCAAAACUGGAAUGUUCCAUGGAAUAUCUAGUCUCAUGAUUGUCUAUGCCCUGGACAGAAAGCGAGUGGUGUGCCACGCCCAAGAGCCCUUAAUGGGGCUUAUAGUCAUGUAUAUGAUUAUCAUCUAUUUCUUCUACAAAGGACCAGAGUUGAGUUCCCCAAAGAUGUUCUCCUUGUGUGGUGUCCUUGGAGGCCUCUUCCUGGCGAUGGACUUCCAGUUGAAUAACCUCUAUCGGUGCCAUGGCAGAUCCAGAAAAAAUCCUGAAGAUGAUGGUGGCCCUUGGAGUGCUCAGGCCCAUGCGUUGUGGACCAUUGUUUAUGCUGCGGCACUUUUCCUCUUCACGUUAUCUUGGCUUCUCCUGGAGAGAGAAGUGAUCACCAAAAAGAGUGGCACAGGCGGCUUAAGUAUGGUAAGCACUGUCUCCGGGGGAAUGUCAGCCCCAGGGAGUGAUGCAGAAGCUCUCAUCUCCAGCCGAGGAGCUGUGGUGAGUACCCCCAUGCAGAGCUCCUUGGAUGCCAAGUGGGGGAUCCAUCUCGUGUGGUUCACUUUGGCCUCCCUUUUCACCAUCAUGAUGCUCUUCUGGACUGAUUUCUUCACCGCUCUCGGAAAGGCUGGAUCACCCCAGGAAUUUGUGAAACUCACUUCUGGUGGACUACGAUGCCACUUUCACUGGGGUGGGGAGUGUGGCCCAACGGCACUCUACGGCUGGCUGUUUGUUGCCCUUCACCUGGCAUUCCUGGUGCUCUUGGGAAGGGUCUUAGCUGCCUCACAUUCCAUCAUAUAUGCUCUGUCUGUGACAUCCGUUGCCUUGCCCGUCCAAGCACUCUGGUGGUCCAUGUUCCGCAUUGGAGGCCCACUAGGGAUGGAGUGGUAUCCACAGGAGUCUGGGGAAGUCAUUUUCAGUCUGCUGGGAUUGCCCAUAAUGAUCGCCUGCUUGUGCUACUGGAGUCAUGUGGAGAAACGAGAGAAGCAGAGGUCCAACAACUUCCCCCUCACUGCGGCAUCAUAAGGCUGGCAGCAGGAAUUUUGGUGGCUGUCAUGGAAGUGUAUGUGGGUGUUUGUGUUAGAGACAAAGAAAGCUGGAAUGUUGGUUUUGGAACACUUAUAGAGAAGGUAGAGUAAUGCCAGCAAUGCUUUAGGGGGUGGAAUAAACAGUGUGGUUCUGGUGAGUAAGGUGAUGUAUUUGCCAGACUGUGGUAUAGUAUAGCAAUUGUGACAAAAUCAGCAAAGAUAUGAAUAAUUAGUCAGCUGAAUGAGACAUAAGUCAAUAGGAAAAUUGAUCAGAUAUCAAGUGUAUUAUCAGGUUAAAAGGAAUUUCAUUAAAACAUGUUCCUGUACUCCCCACCCCAUGAACACGCUAAAGAAAUCCCGGUUUUGCAUGUGAUAACAGGUCAGAUAUAUUAUUCUGAUUAGCCAUUGAUUUGAAUGUCUUUUAUGGGCAUUUAACAGUAGUCAGGAGUAGUCUGAAUCUGAUUUUUUUUUUAUAUGAGAGCGUAAAUCUGUCUUCUAAUUGUAAAGCAGAAUGGUUUGCAUAUAAUGUCUUGUUUUUUAUGUAUCUGCUUGAAUGCUGUGCCAAGCUUUGAAUAUCAAAAUUAAGGAGGACAGAUGUUAUACAAUCCCAAGUUAUAUACUGUCAUAGAUCUUAAUGUGUUAUAUAUUUUUCUUCUCACUUUCAAGUAUGAGAAAUAUGUGCUGUCUCUCAUUUGAUAUUAAAAUUGCAUAUAAUAAGAAUUAUAUAGAUAUAGACUUAAUCUCUGAAGGCUGAACCAAGAAUCUGGUGGUAUAAAUAUCUUUAUUCUGGUAAUGUUGAGUUCUAAUUAAAGAUAAUUUUUAAAAAUAUAUAUUUUUUCCUUGUGUUGAUUGUGAAAAUUAUAUUUCCAAAGAGUGAUGGUG